AUGGGAUUUAAUCUGAGGCUUAUUGGUGCAUUCGCUAAUAAAAACCUAAAAGGUUUUUCAAGUAAGGCCUCUAAUCUUUAUUUACCGAUGGCAACCAUUAAACGCAACUAUGCCGCUAUACCAGAGAAGUUAAAGCAAACGCCAUUGUAUAAUCUUCAUAUUGAAAAAGGUGGUAAAAUGGUUCCCUUUGCUGGAUGGUCUAUGCCUGUAUAUUACGCAAACCAAGGUGUACUGUCAGAGCACAUACAUACUCGAGAAUAUGCAUCUUUAUUUGAUGUUUCACAUAUGCUUCAGUUUAAAAUCCUCGGGAAAGACCGCAUACGUUUUCUUGAAAGCUUGGUUGUUGCCGAUCUUGAGGAGAUGCCAUUUGGUUCCUCUACUUUAUCGGUUUUCACUAAUGAGAAUGGUGGAAUUAUUGAUGAUACUGUCAUUAGUAAACACGCUGAUCAUCUUUAUGUCGUAUCUAAUGCAGCCUGUGCAGAUAAAGAUUUAGCUCAUAUACGUACUAAAAUGGGUGAAUUUCAAAAAAAAGGUGGAUGGGUUGAUUUAAAAGUUAUUGACGAUCGUGCUCUGCUGGCUUUACAAGGUCCCCUAGCUGCUGAAAUUCUUCGAAAAUUGUGUGAUAAAGAUUUAUCAGAUUUUAAGUUUAUGACUUCCCGUUUUUUAAAUAUCAAAACCAUUGAAAGUCACGUAUCACGUUCUGGGUACACUGGUGAAGAUGGAUUUGAA
Molecule: messenger RNA, 729 nt
Organism: Dentiscutata heterogama
Lineage: Eukaryota; Fungi; Glomeromycota; Glomeromycetes; Diversisporales; Gigasporaceae
Source: the annotation of a GenBank genome assembly